AUGAAAUAUUCAUCAGCUACUCUUGUUGAUGGAAUAGUAACGUUGUCUUUAUCACGUAGUGCAUCAAUUUCAGUAUUAGAUCGGUUUUUAACUAAUAAUACACAAAUUCAAUUAAAAAUUUUUUGUCAUGAAUCAUCUAAUGAUAUAAAGAAAACUCAAAGUCAAAUAAAAGUUGAAAUACGUGGUCGAAUUGGUCGUAUUGUUGGAUGUUUACCAUUACAAUCGGAUGCAUCUGUAGCAACAAAUCAAUUAACAUCAAACGAUAGUAGAGAUGCACAAAAUUUAUUACAAACGUUUUAUGAUAAUUUAUGGAAACAGAUGGAACAAAAAACAUUUACAAUGCAACAAGUUAAUUGUGAAAAUUCAAUAGAAUUAAAUGUUGAUGAAUAUAGCAAUAUAAAAGGACCAGAAAAAGCUGCCGAAUUUUUAAAACAAGGGCAUGAACAAAUGACUACAAAUCAACGUAAGAUAAAAUAUAUAUAUAUAUUUUUUUUAAAGUAAAUUUUAAAUUGAAUACUUUAGAAAA
Molecule: messenger RNA, 526 nt
Organism: Rotaria sp. Silwood1
Lineage: Eukaryota; Metazoa; Rotifera; Eurotatoria; Philodinida; Philodinidae
Source: the annotation of a GenBank genome assembly